Molecule: messenger RNA, 2983 nt
Organism: Plectropomus leopardus (leopard coralgrouper)
Lineage: Eukaryota; Metazoa; Chordata; Actinopteri; Perciformes; Serranidae
Source: RefSeq, a predicted model, not a curated record
CCGAGGCUUCCUAUUGGACGAUGUAGUCAAACCUCAGUUUGACAGACAGCUCAUUGGGGGGCGGAGCCUGCAGGAGACGGUGAUGUCAAAGAAAGGAGCAGGGGGGCGAGGGAAGGGGGAGCGACCUGACGCCAUGGCAACUCUUCAAGCAGCUAAUGAGGAGCUGAGAGCCAAACUGACGGACAUCCAGAUAGAACUACAACAAGAGAAGAACAAGGUGAGCCGUCUGGAGAGGGAGAAGAGUCAGGAGCUGAAGGCGGAGCAUCACCGCGCAACGGUCGCUGUGACGGAGCUGAAGACCAAACUCCACGAGGAGAAGCAGAAGGAGCUCGCCAUCACCAGGGAGACGUUACUACGGCAACAUGAGAUGGAGCUGAUGAGGGUCAUCAAGAUCAAAGACGGAGAGAUUCAGCGUCUCAAUGGACUCGUGCUGACGCUGAGGGACGGAUCCACUGACAAGGUGAGGAGCACCCUCCUGGCAGAGGUGGAGGAGGCAAGGAGGGGCUGGGAGGUGGAGCGCUGUCGCCUCCAGCAGGAGGUGCAGGAGCAAAGAGGAGCAAAGAGGAGCGCUGAGGAGGCUCUGACCUCGGCUCAGCAGGCCUGCCAGGCACGGGCAGCCGAACUGCGAUCAGCUCACCACCAACACCAGGAGGAGCUGAACCGAACCAAGAGGGACUGCGAGAGGGAGGUCCGCCGCCUGAUGGAUGAGAUAAAGCUGAAGGACCGGGCAGUCAGUGUUUUGGAUAAGGCCCUGGGGCUGCAGGCGGGACACGCCCACCGCCUCCAGCUGCAGACGCAGGCCGCCGAGCAGCAGAUCGCAGCGCUGAGGGACGCUCAGAGGGUCGGCCUCGGCCACCCGGGCCAACCCUCUAUCCCUGCCCCUAACACCGCUCCUCACAUUUCUCAGGAGGACCGGGACACUCGGAGGUUUCAGUUAAAAAUCGCUGAGCUCAGCUCUGUCAUCAGGAAGUUGGAGGAUCGAAACGCUCUGCUGUCAGAGGAACGCAACGAACUGCUGAAGCGUCUCCGGGAGGCUGAGAGUCAGUUUCUUCCUCUUCUGGACAAAAAUAAACGUCUGAGCAGGAAAAACGAGGAGCUCGCUCUCGCUCUGCGUCGCCUUGAUAACAAGCUGCGCUUCGUCACCCAGGAGAACAUGGAGAUGGUAACUAUGAGGCGGCCGAGUUCUUUAAACGACCUGGACCGGAGUCACUCCACCAGUUACCAUGGUUACAGCCAGGAUGAGAGAGAGAUGGAGUUUCUAAAGUUACAAGUUCUGGAGCAACAACACAUUAUCGAUGACCUGUCCAAGGCUCUGGAGACGGCUGGUUAUGUAAAGAAUGUUAUAGAGAGAGACAUGCUCCUGAGAUACAGACGUCAGGACUCAGUGAGGAGGAAACGAACCUUCAGAGCCUGCAGGGUCAUAGAGACGUUCUAUGGUUAUGAUGAAGAGGCGUCGGUGGACUCUGAUGGAUCAUCGUUGUCGUUUCACACUGACAGAACUCCGGACACAGAACCAGACGAGGUGUGUGUGCGUGAAGAGUCCGAGUUCCGUUACCGUCAGCUGACUCAGGAGUAUCAAGCGCUGCAGCGAGCGUACGCUCUGCUGACGGAGACCAGCGGAGGAAACUACGACGCUGAGAAGGAAAUCAAGACCAGAGAGCAGCUGCUGAGUGAAAUCAGUCGAUAUCAGUCCAGAGUCGCUGAUCUGGAGUCAGCACUGAAACAACAAGGACUGGAUGUCCAGUGGGUGGAGGAGAAGCAGGCGUUGUAUCAGAGGAAUCAACAGCUGGUGGAGAAGGUGAAGCAGAUGGAAGGUGUGAAGCUGAAGCUGGAAAACGACAUCCAGGACAUCAGAGAUCAGAAUGAGCUGCUGGAGUUUCGGAUCUUAGAACUUGAGGAGAGAGAGCGACGCUCACCUGCCAUUAACUUCCAACAACUCCAUUUCCCAGAAGGCCUCAGUCCUCUACAGAUCUACUGUGAGGCAGAGGGAGUGGCUGACAUUGUGAUCAGCGAGCUGAUGAAGAAGUUGGACAUUCUGGGCGAUAACGCCAAUCUGUCCAAUGAGGAGCAGGUGGUGGUGAUCCAUGCCAGGACGGUGCUCACUCUGGCAGAGAAGUGGUUGGAGUCCAUUGAAGUGACCAAGUCGUCUCUGCAGCAGAAGAUGUUGGACAUCGAGAGUGAGAAGGACCUAUUCAGUAAACAGAAGGGUUACCUGGAUGAAGAGCUGGACUACAGGAAGCAGUCAAUGGACCAGGCUCAUAAGAGGAUCCUGGAGCUGGAGGCCAUGCUGUUUGAGGCUCUGCAGCAUGAGGACGAAUCCAGGAUGGAGGGCCUGAAGGUGGAGGAGGGCCGUCUGUCCGACACGCUGACAGAGGAUGAGAGGGAUGCGCUCCGCAGAGCCAUGGACCAAUGGAAACGAACACUGAUGUGCGAGCUGAGAGAGAGAGACGCACAAAUCCUCAGAGAGAGGAUGGAGCUGCUGCAACUGACACAACAGAGGAACAAGGAGUUAGAGGAAUGUAUAGAAGCACAGAAACGGCAGAUUAAAGAGCUGGAAGAGAAGUUUCUAUUUCUGUUUCUAUUCUUCUCUUUGGCCUUCAUCCUCUGGUCCUAACGGCAGCUGCGUCUGCAGGCCUCCAGAGUCCAGCAGCUGAACAGUCCGCGGGGUCAGCUCAGUCUGGAUUAGACCAAACGCCAGGAGGAUUCAGAAGGAUUCAAGGUUUUGAACCAGCAAUUCACUGACUGAGGCCCAUUGGCUUCGCUGCCCGGCAACUUGCCUCUGGCUGCUGUCAGCCAAUCAGAGCAGAGCCUAUCAGUCAGCUGACUCUGGAACUACACCGUCACACCUCUGACGAAGAUGAGGGUGGUCUCCAUGGCAACUGUUGUGUUUCACAUAACCACAACCAGCAACAUGCUAACGAGCUUACAGUUAGCUGUCGUACACCAGGAACCUCUGUUUAGACACCUUAUAAGCCAACUCACA